Parnassius apollo (apollo) is the source of this 513-nucleotide messenger RNA. The record is from the annotation of a GenBank genome assembly. NCBI's taxonomy places the organism in Eukaryota, Metazoa, Arthropoda, Insecta, Lepidoptera, Papilionidae.
AUGGGCAAUGAAAAUUCAAUUCCUAUGGAGAUGUGUUCUAAUUUCGAUGCUGACGAGAUCCGGCGGCUGGGCAAGCGCUUCCGGAAGCUGGACCUGGACAACUCCGGCGCGCUCUCCAUCGAUGAGUUCAUGUCGCUGCCGGAAUUGCAGCAGAACCCGCUGGUGCAGCGCGUCAUCGAUAUUUUCGACGCAGAUGGCAACGGGGAGGUGGAUUUCAAGGAGUUCAUCCAGGGCGUGUCACAGUUCAGCGUGAAGGGAGACAAGCUGUCCAAGCUACGCUUCGCGUUCCGAAUCUACGAUAUGGACAACGACGGCUACAUCUCCAAUGGAGAGCUGUUUCAGGUGCUGAAGAUGAUGGUCGGUAACAAUCUCAAAGACACCCAGCUGCAGCAGAUCGUGGACAAGACGAUCUUGUUCGCGGACAAGGACGAGGACGGCAGGAUCUCGUUCGAAGAGUUCUGUAAUGUGGUGGGCAACACUGACAUCCACAAGAAGAUGGUGGUCGAUGUCUAG